Molecule: messenger RNA, 4382 nt
Organism: Monodelphis domestica (gray short-tailed opossum)
Lineage: Eukaryota; Metazoa; Chordata; Mammalia; Didelphimorphia; Didelphidae
Gene: SLC18A2
Product: solute carrier family 18 member A2
Biological process (GO): aminergic neurotransmitter loading into synaptic vesicle; xenobiotic transport; transmembrane transport
Cellular component (GO): synaptic vesicle membrane; terminal bouton
Molecular function (GO): serotonin:sodium:chloride symporter activity; xenobiotic transmembrane transporter activity
Source: RefSeq, a predicted model, not a curated record
CUCCUCCUUUCAUGCUCAGGUCAGGUUGGUUGGCCGAGCAGGGGCGAUAAAGAUCGAGCCGUGACGUCAAAGGAGCAGACCCGGUAAAGCUGAGCCUCUCUCUGGAGGGCAUCGCUGAGAGGUGGAGACACAGACUCCGACCCGGACCCGACGCAGCUACGGUUCACAGCAGCCGCCAGCUGGUGCUGCUUUCCUAACGGACUCGACCCACUGGGACAGCUCCUAGUUGGGACUUGCGCUCCGAACUCAAUCCCAGCGCACGCCCCCAGCAGGAGUCACGCCCAAGGGACCGAGGAGUCAUGGCUCUGGGUGAAUUUGGUCUCCUCACCUGGCUUCGGGAAAGCCGGCAGUCGAAGAAAUUAAUCCUUUUUAUCGUAUGCCUUGCUCUCCUCCUGGACAAUAUGCUUCUUACUGUUGUGGUGCCCAUCAUUCCCAGUUAUUUAUACUCCAUGAAGCAUGAAAAAAAUGCCACAGAAAUACAAACUGCCAAACCAGAAACUGGGUCUCCCACCUUCAGCAGCAUCUUCUCCUAUUAUGACAAUUCCACAAUGGUCACUGGAAAUGUCAUUAAAGCACCUGAAAAAGAACAGUCAUAUAAGACAGUGACACAGCAAAUGGUAGUCAAUGCAACCAGCAUCCCAUCUGACUGCCCCAAGGAAGAAAAAGACCUGAUCAAUGAAAACGUUCAAGUUGGCUUAUUAUUUGCUUCCAAAGCUACCAUCCAGCUCCUCACUAACCCUUUCAUAGGGCCAAUGACUAACAGAAUAGGCUACCAGAUCCCAAUGUUUGCAGGAUUCUGUAUCAUGUUUGUGUCCACUGUCAUGUUUGCUUUUUCUAGGAGUUACGCAUUACUCCUCAUAGCAAGAUCCUUGCAAGGAGUGGGUUCUUCUUGUUCUUCCGUAGCUGGGAUGGGUAUGCUGGCCAGCGUUUACACGGAUGAUGAAGAAAGAGGCAAUGCCAUGGGAAUUGCCUUGGGAGGACUUGCUUUGGGAGUGCUAGUGGGACCACCCUUUGGGAGUGUGAUGUAUGAAUUUGUGGGGAAGACUGCGCCUUUCUUGGUUCUGGCUGCCUUAACUCUGCUGGAUGGAGCUAUUCAACUGUUUGUUUUCCAACCAUCCAAGAUUCAACCAGAAAGUCAGAAAGGAACCUCGCUGGUCACUCUGUUGAAGGAUCCUUACAUCUUGAUCGCUGCAGGGUCGAUCUGCUUUGCAAACAUGGCUAUUGCAAUGCUUGAGCCAGCAUUACCGAUCUGGAUGAUGGAGACCAUGUGUUCCAGAAAAUGGCAGCUGGGCGUUGCUUUCCUACCAGCUAGUAUCUCUUAUCUUAUUGGAACCAAUAUUUUUGGGAUACUUGCGCACAAAAUGGGAAGGUGGCUUUGUGCUCUCUUGGGGAUGAUCAUUGUUGGAAUCAGCGUUUUAUGUGUACCACUUGCAAGAAACAUUUAUGGACUGAUCGCACCAAAUUUUGGAAUUGGUUUUGCGAUUGGGAUGGUGGAUUCCUCAAUGAUGCCCAUUAUGGGCUAUUUGGUAGAUCUGCGCCAUGUCUCCGUCUACGGGAGUGUGUAUGCCAUUGCAGAUGUUGCCUUUUGCAUGGGGUAUGCAUUAGGCCCUUCUGUCGGUGGGGCCAUCGCAAAAGCAAUUGGAUUCCCAUGGCUCAUGACAAUUAUUGGGAUCAUUGAUAUUAUCUUUGCCCCUCUGUGCUUUUUCCUUCGAAGUCCACCUGCCAAGGAAGAAAAAAUGGCAAUACUCAUGGAUCACAACUGCCCAAUCAAAACAAAAAUGUACACACAGAACAACAUUCAGGCAUAUCCAACAGUUGAUGUUGAAGAAUCUGAAAGUGACUGACUUCAAAAGUCAAUAAGUAUUCCAUUGUAUAAAAGUGUUUCCUGUGAAACUGCUCAUCAAAAAUCUUAGUUGUACUGUAUGCUAAUGGUGUAGUAAAGAAACCAAAGGUUAAAAACAUUUCUUUCCCAAUGUUAUGAAAGAUUGCUAACAGCCUUAUAAAGAAAAAGCUUUUCUAGGGGUUUGUAUAGUGUUGAAAAGUUUAUUUUAAGUAUUUAAUUUUAUUAAAUAUUAUACAAUAUAUUUUUAUUAAACUGUAGUGUAAAUCUGUAUAAAUAGUUGAACCUUAAUCAAGUAUAAUUUUUUAAACUUACAUUCCUGAACACUUAGCAAAAGAUCCUCUAUUUUUUUCUGAAUCACUACUGGUAGGUAAUGUGUAUGCAUAAACAACGCAUUAUCUAGUCUAUUCCAACAAUGCAGAAACUAUUCAAUGUCCAAAGAAUAGAAUCAAUCUGACGAUUAUUUUUAAAGGUUAUUCUGAAUGACAGUGCUGAAUUGUACUUGAACUUGUAGUAUACAAAGAGAAAUGAAAAACUGGUUAGGGAAAUAAAAUUAAAAUUCUUUGGAAAGUAUCAGUUUUGAGGUUAAGGUGGUUACUAGAACUCAUCGAUCACCUUUUUGGCAUACACGUGAAGUGACACUGGCAUUACUUUUCCACAUAACAACCGCUAGUGUUCUGGGAAACAAGGUAUUCAUGUAAAGUUAUUUUUAUUUAUUAGGAUAUUGGUGGUAAUUGCUGAAUCAAUUAAAAAUAUAUUUUGUUGAGGAGGCAGAGAAAAAUACCAGUAAACAUAUAUGAUAAUAAUUAAGAAUUUCUGUUAAUGUUUAUUAGUUUAUUAGACUUGUUAGAAAAAGAUUGCAUGGAGGGUGUUAAGUUAUAAAAGUGUAUUCAACUUACACAAUUUAGAUUGUUCAUCCAUGGCCUGACAUGAACUUUUAGUUCAAAAUACCAUAGAAGCGGCCUGAAUGGUAAAUAUUUAAAGGGGAAAAAAAUACUAACCCAAAUCACAGGUAUCUUCAAUUGCUUUAGAACAACACUGUCUUGUAGUAGUUAGGAUACUAAAUUUUGGGUUACUUGUAACUUUAGUAUUAUCUAUACAUCCAAAUGUGUUUACAUAAAAUAUUUCUUUGAAAAAAAAUAAUUUAAAAUGGAGACGAAGUAAAAAUGGAAUGAUUUCUUUCCAAAGCUUCAGUGUAACGAGGCAAGCACUACUAGGUGCAGAGUAGGAUCCAUUCACAUAUCUAUCUACACCACUACAAGAAAAUAAAAGUAACACUGAGCUAUCUAAAAAAGAUUCAACAUUCAUCUCAUGCACUGUAAUGUGGGAUUUCAAGUGUGAAUGAAACUAUGUGCCUUUUUUUCAAAGUAACAACACAUUUUGUGUGACAGUGAAGACUUGUUUACAUAUGGUUUUGUAAAAUGUGCCAAGUGUCUUUAGGGUACUGUAAAAUGUCGUAUACUUUUGAAAUGAAAGUAGUGGCCAAUUGAACAAUUUUGUGAUCAUAAAACAAACGAAAGUAGUCAAAAUUGUUAUUGGUUGAUAUAAAACGCCAUGUUAUAAACAGAUCAAUGGGUAAAUAGUUAAAAAGAACUUUCUCUGUCUCAUUUCUUAUUCUCUAGGAGAGUUGUCAACUCCACUCAUUCAUACUUUAUGGAGAUCUUAUCACUAUGGUUCCUUCUGAUGAAAAGUUCAAUUUCUAUGUGUGACAAACUAAAAUGAACUACCCAAGCACUUCCUGCCAUAGGCUACCCAUGUCCAUUCUGAUGUACAAGUUCUGACAAAGCUUGGUUGGGAUUGAAACAAAAGCUCAUCAUGUGUUCUCUAAUUGUACAUUUGUAUGUGGCUAUAAACAGGAAUGAGCCAAAGAAACAGGAAACUUCAUGAGUAUGUAAAAUUGGCACAAAGACAAGGAACUGUACUUUAGCAGGUCACCUUAAUUUUCUUAACCAGUCAAGGGGGUAGGCUAGGUAGCUCAGUGGAUUGAGAGCCAGGUCUACAGGGCUCAAAUCUGACCUCAUACAUUUCCUAUCAGUGUUACCCUAGGCAAAUUACUUAACCCCAUUGCCCACCCCUUAGCACUCUUCUGCUGUGGAACUAAUUCUAAGAAGGAAGAUAAGGGUUUAAAAAAAACAAAACACUCCACAGAACUUCCAUUGCUAACAGUCUGGGGAUAGAUGCUAUUUGAGGAGUAUGAAAAAGGAUUUAGUUAGUUAAAAAUAAUUCUCGUAUUUCAGGUUGGUACGACCUAAAAGAGAACAUAUUCCAAACUAUUGAACAGAGCAAACUGAUGUACUAAAUACAUACAUAUAUAUGUAUGUAUCAUAACAUAUGUAUAAGCAGAAUACCAUUUCCCUCAUGACUGUACUUGAAACAAAUGUGGAUAUUAUGUUGGUAAUUGGUUAAGAAAUUGUGUUGAUGAAAGUACAAGGAGUUUUUAAUGAGGCAGCAGUGCCUUUGUAUGUCUUUUUUUGGAGGAGUGAGUGUAAAUGUGAAAUUCAUGUUUCAGUCAUUUAAAGAAAUAAAUGGGCUCUGAAUUCUA